AGCCCACAGGAACGGAGUUGAUGCUCCCACAUCCAUAGCAUGAGUAGUUGAAGCAAGUGAAUGAUUUGAAAUUCGAGUUAUUUCACGGAAUAACACUCGUAUAUAUUGAGCUCGUAAUGGUACCUCGCAAUUCAAAAGUCUCUCUACGGCUGAAGAAUAAGCGUGUUCUUGGGCCAUCGUAGAAACAUAGAUAGGGUCGACGACGGAACGAAGAACGAAAAUGACGACAGCUUUUUUGUACACGUUCACUUGCAUCACAUACACAAGUGCUCUCUGAACCGUGCAAGAAGGUUACCCAUAACACGGCUCUCCCACUUAAGUGACCUUCCCCGGGCCAUGCAUGCUAUUCAAUGAUAUUGGAAGGCAGCGUAACAACUAGUGUCUUUUUUAAAGCUGGUACGGGAGGCCGAGCUCUACUUCCUUCAGUCGCAAACCAUUCCCCAGUCUCCCGCUCAAGUCACAGUGUGCUACUCUGUAUGAGGACCUCCUUCCCUUCUGCCACUCUCCGUUCACACGGUUCUCAAAGCGGAGGAGAAAGGGCGGGCAACAGGUACCACGAGCCCUCUGCCCCACACAUCUAUUCAGAAGCAAGUUUAGUUCACCGGUUCCACCGAAUGAUCCUAUCUCUCGGCAAAGAUGGUGUGAGUGUGCAGUUAUGCUUCGGAUGCUUCGCCAUUUCAAAUCGACCCAGUUCCCCUUCUUUUCCGGUUCACUCCCUUUUCCGACACACAAUGACCUUUAGGGCUCGACCUUGGGGAGAGGAAAGACGCGGUGGGAACCGAGAGGAAGGAAGCAGCCAUAGCCUCUGUCCGGCCGAUCAUUCCGAUGGCAUCUCUCAUUCACGCCCCCGUUUGACUGCCGUUCGAGGAUGUAGUUGUAGAUACGUUAGUGUCCUUAGUGGGUCCUUGGAUCCACCUCUUAUCUCCUUCUAAGACAUGUUGUUGUCGUCGCCAUAUCUAAUAUGUCACUUAGUCAUCUAUGCAUCGCUGCGGGUCAGCACCUCCGAAAUAAACGGAAGACUUCAUUCAGUGACUCUGCGAUCACCCUCUGAAUGAUCAGAAUAA
Messenger RNA from Papaver somniferum (opium poppy), 1064 nucleotides. RefSeq lists its product as uncharacterized. The record is from RefSeq and is a predicted model, not a curated record. Lineage: Eukaryota; Viridiplantae; Streptophyta; Magnoliopsida; Ranunculales; Papaveraceae.